AUGGAUCCAGACGAGGUCAAUCAAGCACUUGGGCACUACCUCAAUGACUCCGAAUCCGGAGAGCUGGUAGUUGAAGACAGCACCACUGUGCAGGUGACGAAUCCAGAGGCGCGUAAGACUGGAGACAAGAUUGAAGUGUAUUAUUCUCGCAAGACGACAGUCGUUUCACCAACCAAUUCAGACGAUGAAGAAGGAGAGUUCUGCUCUGACUCGGAACUUCUUCCAGCCCAAGGAGGACAUCGAUCUCGUGCCACUUCGUUUGCUGGCCGAGUUAGAGCUGGAAGUGAUGAUGAGAUGAACCCAAAGCAUACUGUUCUUCGAUAUCGCCGUAAAAAGGGUGGACAAUGGCGAGAAGUGAAUGCUCAAGGGACACCGGAUAAAAGGAAGGACGAUGAGGAUGAGUUGGAGGUUGAUGUGAAGGAAGACAGAUCAGAGCAGACUGGAAUCGUGACGAAGACGUAUGAAGCGCGUUGGAAGGUACUAAAAUACGAGCAUUUACCAGAAUGGCUCCAGGAUAACGAAUUUUUAAGACACGGCCAUCGUCCACCACUUCCAUCGUUCGCAGAGUGCUUCAAGAGUAUCUGGUCGCUUCACACGGAAACUGGAAACAUUUGGACCCAUCUCAUCGGUUGCGUGGCUUUCUUCUUGCUUGCCUGUUGGUUCCUUACCCGACCUGACAAUCAUAUUCAAUUCCAAGAGAAGGUUGUGUUCUCUUUCUUCUUCGCUGGUGCCGUUUCUGUCUCGGACUCUCGUUCGCCUUCCACACCCUCUCGUGUCAUUCGGUCAACGUCGUCAAGAUAUUCUGCAAACUCGACUAUAUGGGAAUCUCGUUGCUCAUUAUCGGCUCGUUUAUUCCAACCUAAAAUCACAUAUAUCGCAAUGGUUUGUGUGUUGGGAAUCGGUGCUAUAGUCGUCUCGUUGUGGGAUAAGUUCAGUGAAUCGAAGUAUCGUCCCGUGAGAGCUGCAGUCUUUGUUGGAAUGGGUUGUAGUGGUGUGAUCCCAACCAUCCACUACAUUAUAACCGAUGGUGUUCACUCUCUGUUUGCCGACAACUCGUUCCAUUGGCUACUUCUGAUGGCAUUCCUCUACCUUCUCGGUGCGGCUCUCUACGCCACGCGAACCCCAGAAAGAUUUUUCCCAGGAAAAUGUGACAUUUGGUUCCAAUCCCAUCAACUCUUUCACACUUGCGUUGUCAUCGCGGCAUUCGUUCAUUAUUACGGAAUCUCGGAGAUGGCGUUCGCCCGUCUCAACGAACAAUGCCCCGUCCGAUAG
This is a messenger RNA of Caenorhabditis briggsae, 1272 nucleotides long. RefSeq names its product Protein CBR-PAQR-1 (gene Cbr-paqr-1). The record is from RefSeq and is a predicted model, not a curated record. Gene Ontology annotation, biological process: adiponectin-activated signaling pathway. The transcript is spliced from 6 exons. Gene Ontology annotation, molecular function: signaling receptor activity. Lineage: Eukaryota; Metazoa; Nematoda; Chromadorea; Rhabditida; Rhabditidae. Gene Ontology annotation, cellular component: plasma membrane. The coding region runs from base 1 to 1272 and encodes 423 amino acids.